CACUACAACUCCACAGGACCCAAAAAAAAAAAAAAAAAAAGGAAAAUCAGAGCUCAGAACGAAAGCAUCCAUGGAAUUUUGGUUUUGGAUUUUCAAGCUUAUAACUGUUCUUGCGUUGGUAAUUUCUCUCACGAUAUGGAUUGUCAAAACCCUAGAGUGGUCAUGGUGGAAGCCGAGGAGAUUGGAGAGGGCGCUCAGGGCUCAAGGCCUCAAGGGCACUCAUUAUCGAUUCCUAUUUGGGGAUCUCAGAGAGAACGUAAGGAUCAACAAAGAAGCAAGGUCCAAACCCUUGCCCUCAAAAUCUCACGCCAUCAUCCCUCGCGUAGUUCCUCUGCUGCUUCGUUCAAUGAACCAAUUUGGUAAAAUUUCUUUCACAUGGUUUGGCCCAACUCCCAGGGUGACUCUUACAGAUCCAGAGUUGAUAAGAGAAGUUUUGUCCAACAAAUUUGGACACUUUCAGAAACCAAAUAUUGGCCCAAUUGGGAGAUUGUUGGCAACAGGAUUAGCAAAUUAUGAAGGUGAAAAAUGGGCCAGGCACCGGAGGAUAAUUAAUCCUGCUUUUCAAGUAGAAAAGUUAAAGCGAAUGCUUCCAGCAUUCUCUGCCUGUUGCAGCGAACUAGUCAGCAGAUGGGAAACUUUUGUUGGUUCAAAAGGAUUGUGUGAGUUAGAUGUUUGGCCAGAACUCCAGAACUUCACAGGGGAUGUCAUCUCCAGGACAGCAUUUGGUAGCAGCUUCGAAGAAGGGAGACGUAUAUUUCAUUUGCAAUCGGAGCAAGCUGAGCUUCUUAUUCAAGCAUUUCAGUAUUUAGUCAUCCCAGGUUACAGGUUUCUUCCCACUCGGAAUAACAGGAGAGCAAAAGCAAUUGAUAGGGAGGUUAGAAGACUUUUAAGACUUAUAAUCGAAAAGAGAGAAAGGGCUAUAGAGAAGGGAGAUUGUAAUACGAAUGACCUGCUGGGCCUGCUUUUGGAGUCUAAUUUAAAUCAAGAUCAUGGAAAAUCCACCAAUUUGAGGAUGAGUACUGAAGAGGUUCUUGAAGAAUGUAAGCUGUUUUAUUUUGCAGGGAGCGAGACCACGUCAGUGUUACUGACAUGGACAAUGGUAUUAUUGAGCAUGCAUCCAAGCUGGCAAGUCCGUGCAAGAGAAGAGGUCCUAGAAGUCUUUGGAAAAAAUAAGCCAGACAUUGAUGGCUUGAGUCGCUUGAAGAUCGUGACGAUGAUUUUGAAUGAGGUUCUCAGGUUGUAUUCACCAGCAAUUAUCCUCACCCGAAGGACCUACAAAACAAUGAAACUAGGAGGGAUCACGUACCCAGAAGGAGUAUCGUUCAUACUACCUAUUAUCUUCAUCCACCACGACCCUAUAUACUGGGGUGAAGACGCCCAUGAAUUCAACCCCGAGAGAUUUGCAGGAGGAGUCUCAAAGGCAUCAAAAGAUCAAGUGGCCUUCUUUCCUUUUGGUUGGGGUCCUCGAGUUUGUAUAGGGCAGAGCUUUGCGAUGCUCGAAGCUAAGAUGGGUUUGAGCAUGAUUCUUCAACAUUUUGAGUUUGAGCUUUCACCUUCCUACUCUCAUGCUCCUUACACUGUGAUUACGCUUCAUCCUCAGUAUGGUGCUCACGUUAUUUUACACAAAUUAUGACAUCCAUUUGGUGCCGCUGUCACAUAGCUUUGUAGCAUGUUAUUGUAUAAAUGUAAGUAAUGAAAUGAAAUAAUGUAAGUUAUACUAUUUUCACCCGGAUGAGCAUUAUAGUAUGUUGUGCAUAAUGGAAGGAUUGAUCCCUUCUAUUUUUAUGCAUGGUUUGUACAUUGACAUUAAAUCAAUUACCUGCUUCAGCUACUGAAUUAAAGAAGGUUUUCUUAUA
This is a messenger RNA of Asparagus officinalis (garden asparagus), 1856 nucleotides long. Its product is annotated as cytochrome P450 72A15-like. The record is from RefSeq and is a predicted model, not a curated record. Bases 71 to 1633 code for a protein of 520 amino acids. The transcript is spliced from 6 exons. NCBI's taxonomy places the organism in Eukaryota, Viridiplantae, Streptophyta, Magnoliopsida, Asparagales, Asparagaceae. Gene Ontology annotation, molecular function: iron ion binding; monooxygenase activity; heme binding.